Messenger RNA from Recurvomyces mirabilis, 3453 nucleotides. RefSeq lists its product as uncharacterized. The record is from RefSeq and is a predicted model, not a curated record. Bases 1 to 3453 code for a protein of 1150 amino acids. Gene Ontology annotation, biological process: phosphorelay signal transduction system; phosphorylation. Lineage: Eukaryota; Fungi; Ascomycota; Dothideomycetes; Mycosphaerellales; Teratosphaeriaceae. The transcript has a single exon. Gene Ontology annotation, molecular function: phosphorelay sensor kinase activity.
AUGGCUGAUCUGCUGAGACUACCGUCCGGACUCCGAGCGCUCGCGGCGCACCUUGAGCACGACGACAGGCCCAGUGCGAUUGCUGGGGCGGAUUGUGGUGUCGUCUCUGGGAAUGCGCCGUUCCGCGCUCUCGAGGCCUCGCAGCCAUCGGUUGCGGAUAUCGUGAAGCAGUGGACAGAGCGGCAGAAGAGGGAGGAGCAGCAGCGGCAGCAGCAGCCGCGCGAUGGCUCUGCAGACUGGCUGGAAGGGCACACGGGAAGGAAGUGGAAGGAGACGCGAGUCUUGGAUGGCUAUAGUACGCUCGUGUGCAUCGAUCAGGGCGGUGGUGUUGGGUGCGAAGGAGGGACCACUUCGCCAGUUCAGAGCCGCUUGUACAUACCUGGCGUCCCGUCACGUAUGCAAUUCGUCAAUGAAUUCGACUGGACGUCCACAGACCUGGGCCCGGUGGAGUCGUGGAAUGUGGUCUUGAGGACUAGUUUGACCUACCUGAUGCACAACCCAAAUCCUCGACUUAUGAUCUGGGGCCCAACACAAGUGCUGUUGUACAAUGAGGCGUCCUUGCCCAUCCUGGAUGGGAAGCAUCCACAGAGUUUCGGACAGCGUGCCUCUGACCCACUCGCGGACAUAUGGCAUGAAAUUGGGCCCAAGAUCAACACAGCCAUGACAGGUCAGCCCACUUUGCUUACUGAGACCAUGGUCUUACUACAACGCAACGAGCACAAGGAGGAAUCGUACUGGGACAUCUCCUUCCUUCCCAUACUUGGACAGGAUGGACAUCCAUUGGGUCUGUUCUGUGAGCUGCUAGAGACGACACCCAAGGUGCGCGGAGAGCGUCGACAUCGAAGUAUACUACAUUUGAACGAUUGUUUGGCUGCUGCUCAGACGCUGGAUGAGCUCUGGCCUGCUCUGUUCACUGGCUUGAAGUACGCUACCGAUGAUGUGCCAUCUGCGAUGUUCUAUUCAGCGACAGACGCCGUGGAGGAGCAGGAGUCAAACAGCUACCCAGUUAAGUGUGUCUUGCAUGAUACCAUUGGCUUGGACGGCAAGAAUCCACACAUCUUACAAGCUUUCGGUCUAGAAGAGGGUCAGUCUGCUAACACAGAUCUCAUUGACCCCUGUCUGACAACCUGGAGGACAAAGCAGCGCGUUAUGCUCAGCAGCCAGGAAUCCUCUAUUCCAAGUGCUUUCGCAGAUCCCGAGCUGGAUUCUGAUGGUCGGAAAACGAUGCAGCGUGUCAUUGUCGCCCCUGUCAGAUCACCAGUCGACGAUCGGAUCUUUGGCUUCUUCCUGAUGGCCCUCAACCCGUAUUGUCCACUGGAUCAGGAGUAUAUCCUUUGGACGAACCUCCUCACAGACAUGCUUACGAAGACUGCUACGCUCAUUGUACUCCCGGAAGAGCAGCGUCGUGCUCAACGGAUCUCCGACGAGCUGACCGAAUCGCUCCAGCGACAAUUACGAUUGACUACUUUGGAGGCUGAAAAGGAUGUCGCGAAAUUCCGUCGCAUCGCCGAAAGCGCACCCACGGGCAUGAUCCUCCUUGGCGGUGACGGAGCCCCUUUGCACGUCAACGACAAGUACCUUGAGAUGAUCGGCGACACACGAGAGCACUACAUGACCCUAGUCGACGGGGCGCACCCGUUUCUGGAUCACGUGCAUCCAGAUGAUUUGGACGCCUGUCAGAAUGUGUUUAGACGAGUAUUUGAGCUGAAGGAACCGGUGACCAUGGAGUAUAGGUGCUCGACUCCUGCCAAAAUCUUCGACCAGUCAAGCGGGCAGACUACCACCGGAGAGAGAUGGUUCCUAGCUAGUGCGUUCCCUGAACUCGAUUCGAAUGGGGUGGUUGUCGCACUCUUUGCCUGGUUGAUGGACAUAUCGCAUCAGAAGCUUAGCAACCGUUUGGUUGCGCAGAGGCUCGAGGAGGCACUGGAGCAGAAGCGCCAAACGGAGAACUUUAUAGACAUGACUUCUCACGAAAUGCGCAACCCGCUGUCUGCCAUUCUGCAGAGCGCCGACGCUGUUAUCACUAUGUUGCAAGCCAGUGGCACGCCGGUCAUGGGCGAGGAGUUAGUACUGAAGCAGGACGUUGCUGAGGAAAUCAUCGACGCUGCACAGACCAUCAUAUUGUGUGCUCAGCACCAGAAACGUAUCGUCGACGAUAUACUCACUCUGUCCAAGCUCGACGCAAGCUUACUUGUCCUCUCUCCUGACAAAAUCCAACCACCACAGUUGAUCAAGAGGGUGCUGAAGAUGUAUGAGAGUGAGCUGCAGCGUGCCGAUAUCCAGGCCAAGCUUUGCAUUGAGCCAAGCUAUGGGCAGCUUAGAGUGGAUUGGAUCAUCCUUGAUUCGAGCCGCUUGCUCCAGGUGAUCAUUAAUCUGGUGACAAAUGCAAUCAAGUUCACCCAAUACAGUGAAGUUCGUAAGCUUCAGAUCUCACUGGGCGCAUCACUUCAGCGACCAUCCGGCGAGCAUCACGGGGUUGACUUCAUUCCAAUGAGGGCUGGACAGUCAUCGCAAGAUUCGGCGGGAUGGGGCGGAGACGAAGCUUUGUACUUACAGAUGGCGGUCGCGGACACCGGUAGUGGCCUGUCAGCAGACGAAAUGAAGCUGCUCUUCCAACGGUUCUCGCAGGCUUCACCUAAGACGUAUAAGCAGUACGGAGGCUCUGGUCUUGGACUGUUCAUCUCACGGGAACUGGUCGAGUUGCAGGGCGGGCAGAUAGGAGUCUCGAGUGCACCAGGAGAAACAACAUUCACAUUUUUCGUCAAGGCUAGGCGUUGGAUGCCAGGACCAAGUGACCAAGUGACUGUCCUGCCCUCGAUCACGUCUAGACUUCCGAGCGAGCUCGACAACUCAACCGCAUCUGCACGGUCAAUCAGUCCUGCGCGGCCACCAAAUACAUAUGUCUUGCAACGCCAACCGAAGUGGGCGGAAACGAGCAGGGCGACCGCAUUGGACCCUCGAGCAGGGAACAAAGCUCCGCACCAGAAUGGCCAGUCCACACCAGCAGAGACGAGUGCUGCCAACGCCAAGGAUCAGCUUCACAUACUGAUUGUCGAGGAUAACAUGGUGAACCAGAGAGUGAUGUCGCAACAACUCAGGCGAGCCGGCUGUUUCGUUCGUCUAGCCAACCACGGUGGAGAGUGUCUUGAUAUCCUGGAAGGCACGACUUACUGUUCUGGAACACAAACUUUGUCUUUGAUACUGCUCGAUCUCGAAAUGCCUACAAUGGACGGGUUGGCUUGCAUAGGACAUAUCAGAGACUGGCAAGCAAACGGCAAGAUCAAUGAGCACGUGCCGGUCAUCGCCGUGACCGCCAACGCUCGGAGCGAGCAGAUUGCGGAAGCUAUAUCGGCUGGUAUGGACGAGGUCGUAACGAAGCCUUUCACGAUACCCGAGCUCAUGCCACAAAUGCACAACCUGAGCGCCAGGAUUGGGCGUCAGAAGCCAGGAUGA